AUGAAGAUGCUAUCUCGUGCCAAUGUCCCUACAGUCGAAGCAGGCUCAUUCCCACUUCCAAAACCUCAGCCAGCGCCGCGACAAGCCACUUCGCAUUUUUUAACACCAAGUGAUUCCGCGUCACAGAUUGGCCUGCCAACCGAAGGGACAACCUCAUACAGAACCGGCCCAACAGAUCAAGCGGCCUCGUCGCUGUCCAAAUAUUCCGGCCCUUUAUUUCAUCCACAACCAGCUCCGGUGGUUCAAUCUGUGAUGCCGCCUCCAAGUUACGUCCCUAUGACAACGGAUCGUGAUCAAGAUCGCCAACCAGUGCGACUGUCCAACAUCGGACAAUGGCCGAAUGGACAACUUCCCAACAAUCAGACCGCAAGCUCACGAUCGAAUAUCUCGUUGAGUACCGCGACUACUCUGGUUAUGCCGGCCAAUCAAUCUGAUGGCCUUCGCAUGGCUCCUAGCCGCGGUAACGUGGCCACCUCCGUACAGACAGGUCGCUCCGCAAGGGAGGUGGACCCUCUCCAAAUUCCACAAUCAGUGACAACGCAGUUGGUAGAUGAACAGGUGAGGCUGGGGCUCCCUCCAAAACGAGAACUGCCAUUCCAGAAAGUUGUAAAGCAUGCCGUCCACGAACAACGGCCGCAGACGGAGAUCGAUAAGGAGCGAGGACUGGAUAAUGAUGAUUCCCAGUCUGUGACUUCGACCGUGGCAAAGGGGAAACGCAAACGGGGCGUCCCGCAGAAGUCCACGAAGACCCCAGGAGCUAAAAAGCCUCGAGCUACAACAACGCGGAAGAAAGCUGGCGCGAAUUCAGCGAAGAACGACACGCCUGUCCCUACUGUUGAGGAACUGCUUCAGCAACAGGGCGACCAUAUGCGCCGACGCACUGGACCAGAGCAGAAGAAUUCUUCGGUUGAAGUCAAACAAUCUCGAACCCAUGGCGACGCCGCCCAGUCAAUGGAAAUACCCGACUCGACCGACUGUUCGACUGGCCCACGAGUUGGCGGCGAUAUUGCCGACGCCAGUCCGUCCCUUGGAGGUGGCUGCAUCACCCGACGCAUAACGAGGUCCGCGUCCAAAUCCCUCGCUUGCGUCCCUGUCGAACAGGCGCGGGAGGAGAGGACAGUAGAAAUCGUGGAUCAGGGGCUUCCAUGCACACCCGCUGACCAGGUUGUCGUACCACUGACUCCAGACUCGCCGGCCACAGAUACAAACAAGUCGUCAAUGGCAGCACCCGCACUGCGCUGCCGAGAAACCGCGUCGAAUCCAACCAGAUUUACUCGAAGCCAUCAAACCACCUUGGACUUAACCGAACCUGAACAUAUUCACCCAACCGGAUCCUUUACAUGUGCGGAUCCACCACCAGUGCAACCAUCAGCAGAUUCGCCACAGCCUAACCUAGAAGACCUCAAUUACGCCCAAGCCUGUCUGGAAGCGGACACUGAGUUCGCGCAGGGCGAGCAAAGGCUCCAGGCAUGGACCGCGCUGCCCUCUGCCACGCGAGUGCCGGCGCUACGAUCGUACUUCUGCCGGCUUAUCAUGGACCCCGGCUUUCCUGUUCUAUGCAAGACCCUCAGUUCCUUCUGGGAGAGGGAGAUCUUGGAGCGUCGCAUUGAAGAAAUCUCGGGACACGCAGAUGUCGCGAGAGGCGAAGAGAGCGAAACUGGUGUGUAG
Molecule: messenger RNA, 1668 nt
Organism: Capronia coronata CBS 617.96
Lineage: Eukaryota; Fungi; Ascomycota; Eurotiomycetes; Chaetothyriales; Herpotrichiellaceae
Exons: 1
Coding region: 1-1668 (555 amino acids)
Source: RefSeq, a predicted model, not a curated record